AUGAAUGCUCAAGGAGGACCUCUUCCUAUGCUGGCACAACAGCUCAACGCCAGUGCCCAGUCCCUCGCCUCCGCCCCGCGUGACGCCAACACCGGCAACAUCAACCCUGGCACCAACGCCGGCAUGCCGUACCAGACCUUUACCGACUACUCGCAGAUGAUGUUUGCCGGCGAGCCUUCGCGUCGCGCCGCUACCCGCAAACCCGUCUACUCCUUUGACGCCGCUGCCAACAAUAACAUGUACACCAACCCUCCACUCAUGGUACCCGUCGCACCCAUGGCCCCCUACCAGCCCACCUACCUUGACCAGAUGCAAGCCAACCAGGCGGCAUUAGCGCAGGCAAAGCGCAAGAUGGAAGGCUACGACAGCAGUCAACCUCCUUCGCUGGACUCGGCCUCCCACGACACAUCUCUCACCGAGUCUCCCACAUCCCCCCCUGGCCCUUCUAGCUCGGCAGCGCAGCAGAUUGGUUACUUCCCCACCUUCCCCGUCGGCUACGGCGACUUCCGGCCACCUCAGCAGCAGCAGCAGCAGCAGCAGCAAGGCUUCAACUUUAUGCAGCAAAAGGUUGGCGACCCCCUCGGCCAAGACUACACCAACGGCGUCCCCAUGCCCAUGUCCCAGUCUACCCCGCAGUCACGGUCCACACCGCAGUCUGUCCCGUCUGUCCCGUCUGUCCCCAAGACGUCACCACCCGCCACCACGCCUAGCGAGGACAUCAAACCUGACAUUAAGCCCAAGAAGAUCCCCCGUCCACCAAACGCUUGGAUCCUCUACCGCUCAUUCACGCUCAAGAAGAUCAACUCUGGCGACGUCUCCCCAGAGCUUGAGGAGAGGAUACACAAGGCUAUCGAGGAUCUGAAGGCCAAGCGCGCAGCCAAGGCGGCCGCAAAUGGCGAGGUCGUCGACCCAACCAGUCAGUCUGGCACGGGUUCCGGCUCUGGGUCAGACAACCCCAAGAAGAAGGACAAGAAGAGCGCAAAGGCCACCGACGCCCUGCUCUCCAAGAACGGCAAGUUCGGCCUCGGCAGUCUCCCUCAGGCAGACAUCAGCACCGUCAUCUCCAAGCUGUGGGCCACCGAGGCGGCCCCGGAACGCCAAAAGUUUGAGGCUGAGGCCGAGAACCGCAAACGCCAGCACCAGGUCAAGUUCCCCAACUACAAGUUCCAGCCUGUUCGCAAGGAGGAGAAGCUCGCUCAGCGUGCCGAGAAGGCCCAGCUCCGCGAGGACAAGCGCCGUGCCAAGGAAGCCCGGGUCGUCGCCUCUCGCGCUGGUGGCCGUCGCCGUCGUGGCCGUGGUACCACACCCUCUCUGGACAACGACGCAGCUCACCACCUCGGCCUGGCGCGUACCACCUCGUUGCCCGGCCCGUCUCAGAUUCCCGGCCAGGCUCCCCUCCCCGUUGGCGUUCUCCCUCCUACCAACCCCGACUUCUGGAGCCAAGCUCCACCACUCGUCAUCAACGAGGACGACCAGACGUUCGAUAACAGCACGUUUGCGUGGAACAACUUCAAGAUGGCCAAUCAGGGCCUCAUGGGCAACAACUCCCAGCAGCCGCAGCAGGCCAUGGGUGUUCCCGUUCUGCCAGACUACAUGAUGCGCCAAGAGCUCGUCGACCUGCCAAUGGAGUUCGCCCUCCCCAACGUCAACAGCAACCAGCAGCAGCAGCUCAUGUCUCAGCAGCAGGGCCUGCAGGAUGUGUUUGGACAGCAGCAACAGGGCCAGCAGAUGCAGCAGCCGAACAACGAGUUCAUUUUCGAGCCUGUUCAGCUCCCCAGCCAGUUGGCGCCUGCCUUCUCCACUGGCCUGCAGACGACCGAGGAAGACCUCGCCGCCAUGUGGUGUCUCCUCGAACCCUCGUCAGAUGACAAGAAGGCUGCCGCUCUCAACCUCGACUAUGGCACUGGCACGUUCAACGGCUCGGGCGUCCCCGCCACCAUCCUCGAGAACGACUUGGAGAACAUGCCCAUGGGCGACUCGGAGAUCAGCAACAUGAUUCUGAACGAGUGGCAGAGCGCCCAGCAGGCGACGGGCGACUAUGAGGACCAGGGCUACUACGACCCCCAGUACGACGGCAACGACCAGGUCGGCCUCACUGGCGGCGCCGGUGGCGUUGCGCCCACCCAGGCCUUUGGCGGCGACGCGGCUGCUCCCCGCCCCACGGGCUGGUUUGGCAAUGUCUUUGGCAACAACAACAACAACGUCAACAACACCGGCACCAACUUCAACGGCCCGGUCCCCUUCUCCGCUGUGCCCCGCAACAUCUCGUCGUCGUCGGGAUACCCCCAGCCCACGCUGGACACAUCGUCGUUCAUGAUGCAGCCCGCUACCGACCUGUUCGCCGACUUUGUUGAGCCCGACUACGACGAGGCCAUGGCCGCCGCGGCCGCCGCUGUCCCCGCCUCGCUCCCGCCCGCGCCCACUGCUACUGGCGCCGCCCUCCAGCGCCCGCGCAACGUUGGCGCCUCGUUCGAGGCUGUGGCCUAG
Molecule: messenger RNA, 2487 nt
Organism: Apiotrichum porosum
Lineage: Eukaryota; Fungi; Basidiomycota; Tremellomycetes; Trichosporonales; Trichosporonaceae
Exons: 2
Coding region: 1-2487 (828 amino acids)
Biological process (GO): anatomical structure morphogenesis; cell differentiation; regulation of transcription by RNA polymerase II
Molecular function (GO): RNA polymerase II cis-regulatory region sequence-specific DNA binding; DNA-binding transcription factor activity, RNA polymerase II-specific
Source: RefSeq, a predicted model, not a curated record